Trichoderma gamsii is the source of this 666-nucleotide messenger RNA. RefSeq lists its product as hypothetical. The record is from RefSeq and is a predicted model, not a curated record. The coding region runs from base 1 to 666 and encodes 221 amino acids. The transcript has a single exon. Lineage: Eukaryota; Fungi; Ascomycota; Sordariomycetes; Hypocreales; Hypocreaceae.
AUGACUACCUCAUCCCCAUCAACAGCCUUGGGCUCUUCCAUGAGGAGCCACAUCGACAUGAUCCCCAAGGACGACACUCCCACUCUCAUCUCGCCUCCUCCCGCAUACACUCCUCCUCAGACAGCGCCGGCAUUGGCCCUGCUACGACGACAGAUGCGAGAAUCCUUCAUCAUGGGCCGCUCAUCCAUCGCUGACAGCGUACUGGACGUCAUGUCUCCCGAAGAAGACGACGUGGACGACGAAGAGGGCUUCUCUGCGAUUAGUCUUCGGAUUAACACAUCGGUCCACAUCUCUAGCAACAACAACCUCGUCUGCCUCAACGACACGCCAGCCAGCCACGCCAACGCUAUAGCCAAGGCUGUUGUCCAGGCUAUCCAGGAGAACAGCUCCGGUCAAUGCGGGAUUCCCAUGAUUGACGAAGACGGCAGGCCUCGACCUGUCAAGAUUGAGGUCGACGCUGGCAUCACGGUGGAGGGCUCGGGGAACAUUGUGGGCAACGAGGAGGUAGUAAACCAGGUCCUUCGCAUGCGUAGCACGAGACGCAAGAGGUCAGCAGACGAUGAUGAGAGCGACGAUGCAUUCGCCCAACCAACAAAGCGACGCAGAGAAACCAAUAGCAGCAGCAGUAACAGCAGUAACAGCAGCAGCAACAACAAUUCUCCCUGA